Molecule: messenger RNA, 2928 nt
Organism: Plodia interpunctella (Indianmeal moth)
Lineage: Eukaryota; Metazoa; Arthropoda; Insecta; Lepidoptera; Pyralidae
Exons: 2
Coding region: 329-2743 (804 amino acids)
Cellular component (GO): nucleus
Molecular function (GO): DNA binding
Source: RefSeq, a predicted model, not a curated record
AAACCGACAAUCGUUGGACAACGUACAGUUAUUGGACAUUUACAUUUUACACAUUAAUAUUAAGAUUAUGUUUGAUUAAACACGCCAUCUGUCAAUUGCAUUAUGGACUCAUGACCUUUGUUAUUGUGAUAGUUCUUAGCGACUAUCACAGAUGGCAGCAGUAAAAAGACAAAAAAAUCAUUUCCGGUCGGACAUCGUGGCAGGUGGUAAUUGUGCGUAAAAAUUAAGAAAAAUAUAAGGUUUAAAGUUUGUUUUGAUAGAUAUAUUACCGUGCCCGAAGAAUUCCUGUUUCUAGCUAUUUGUAAAGCGAUAAAUCUUGAAAACUAAGAUGCCUAAAGGUAAAAAGAAAAACUACGAUACAAAUAAUUUGAAUUUAGCACUCCAGGAGUUAGAAGAAUCUAAUAAACCAAAGAUACGUGAAAUAGCCAGAAAAUACGGUGUGCCAAAGUCUACUCUUCACUAUAAAUUAAAAAAUCCGGAUCACAAAACAUCUUUUGGCCCACGACCUGUUUUAACGGAAAACGAGGAGUCUAUUUUAGAAUUGUGGAUUAAACGGUUGAUGCGGAAAGGGUUUCCAUUGAAAAUAGAAGACCUUCAACGAAGCGUACACAAAUUCCUUAUAGAAAACCCCCGACCAAAUCCAUUUAAGGACAACUAUCCAGGGGAUGGAUGGGUAAAAGCAUUUUUAAAAAGACACCCUGAUAUUGUUCCCCGCACCAGUGAAGGUGUCACUCAGUCAAGUGCCUGUGUUUCUGAGAAAGACAUCCGAAAGUGGUUUGAAGAAAUACGCCAAUAUUUAACAGAAGUAGGCCUUUUUGACAUUCUAAAUGAAGCUUCUCGGAUUUUCAAUGGUGACGAAAGCGGUUUUCAGCUUUGUCCAAAAACUGGUAAAGUCUUGGCUAUUAAAGGGACGAAAAAUGUUUACAACAUUGACUCGAAUAAUUCUAAGGAAUGUAUAACAGUCAUGUUUACGUUCUCAGCCUCCGGGGAAACUUGCCCACCUAUGGUAGUAUAUAAAUACCAAAGAAUUCCCCAAAAAGUAGCAGAAGGGAUACCUACUGGUUGGGGCGUUGGACGAAGCGAUAAUGGAUGGAUGACGUCGGAAUUGUUUUUUGAAUAUAUUGCCAAUGUUUUUUAUCCAUAUUUACAAAGACGAGGCAUAAAACUACCUGUUAUUUAUUUUCUAGAUGGACAUAAAACCCAUCUCACAUAUGAAGUUAGUAAAUUGUGUAAGGAGCUGGGAAUUAAGUUAAUAGCUUUAUAUCCUAACGCCACACGAAUAUUACAACCCGCAGAUGUUUCUGUGUUUAGACCCGUCAAGGCUGCAUGGAAAGACGCGGCAAGAACAUGGUUAAUAAAUAAUCCGGGAGAGACAAUAACAAAGAUAAAUUUUGCUGGUAUUCUUGAAGAUGCUUUGAACAAAUCGAUAAAAGCUGAAACGUUAAUAAACGGAUUUAGAGCUUGUGGUUUGAUGCCAUUUAAUCCCGAUGCAAUCGAUUAUACUAAGUGUUUAGGAAGUGAUAAAAACAAACAGGUUGAAAUCAAUAAUUGUGAAAUCCAGCAAAAUAAUCUUACUUUUUUACAAUUUAGUCAGAUAGUAGGACCGACAAAACUGGCAGAAUUGGCUAAUUCAACUUUUAAUUGUGACAUUACCGGUGAAAAUUUUCAGUUACUAUGUCGUAUUUAUGAAGCAUUUAUAAAUCCACAAUGCAAUGUUGAAAAUAACCCGAAUGUCCUAAGCACGUCGUCUUAUAUUGAACCAAAUACCGGCGCAAUCCGAUCGACUGAAAACGGAUCAAUAGUGAGCAAUGACAAUUCCCACGAAGAAUCACAAUCCAAAGUUCCAAUUAUCCCUCAAGUGGAAUCCUAUUCUAUAGAUUUUUCUCACACUUAUAGUGAAAAUAUCUUACCACCACAAAUAGAGACAGGCUUCGAUAGUAAGUCUAUUGAAACAAAUACACCCUGCAACAAUACCUCAAAUAUAGGUACUUUGGAUAGUUAUCCAGUAGUUUUUGAUAAUAACGAUACAGAGGGAGCUACAGAAACAGUAAUAGAAGACCAUUCAAAGAUGCCUGUAUAUGUGACACCAUCAAAACACAGUUCUAUAACCCUCCCUCUUUCAGAAGCCAUAAUAGUUAGAAAUGCAUCAUGCCCAAAAGAUAAAAGCCCAGCAUUUAAAAUAAUUUCAAAUAGCAAUUUUGCACCGUUUUUGACUAUGCCUAAGACCCCAGAAAGAAAAGGUAAAAGAAAUACUGUUCGAUUCCCAUUCGCUAUUACAUCAGAAAAAUAUAGAGCCAUGUUUAAAGAACAAAAAGAAAAAAAAGAGUCACUUUUGAAGAUAAAAGACCAAAGAAAAUGUGAAAGACAGGAGAAAAAACAAAAAAAAGAGAUGAAGAAAAAGGAAAACUUAAACAACCAGGUAAAACCCAAAACUUCAAAUACAAAUGCGUGUAAAAUAUGUUUAAAAGUGACUAAAAUCACUAACCGCUUAAGCUGUGUUAACAUGUGUUCCUGUAUUUUUCAUGUGAAGUGUAUUCCUGAUAAGCAUAAGCAGCAUGUACCGGAAGACAUUCUGAUUGACCUUUUUAUUUGUCAUAAUUGUUAUAAAGAAGAAGAUGAAGAUGAUGACACUAUUCGCAUAGAAGAGAACGUAGAUUUAGAGGAAAAUAAUAGUUCAUCUGAAGAUGAAGAAGCUUUGUCGAUAUUUAAAAUAUAUCAAGACCAAAAUAAUAAUAAAUUUUAGAAGCAUAUAAUUUGUUAACUUUAGGAUAUUUUAUUAUUUUUCUUUGAUUUGAUAUUAAGUAAGAAAGUACCUUGCAUUAUUUGAAGAUCUCCAAUUAUUGAGACUAAUUAGAAUUAGGUAUAGAUGAUAACUAACAAAGGUAUUAUUUUUGUAACACAUAGUUUAUGUUACUGAAUAAAACAUGU